Molecule: messenger RNA, 4751 nt
Organism: Mercenaria mercenaria
Lineage: Eukaryota; Metazoa; Mollusca; Bivalvia; Venerida; Veneridae
Exons: 3
Coding region: 165-2291 (708 amino acids)
Source: RefSeq, a predicted model, not a curated record
AGAGCAAUUGACGAGUCAUUAGAAAAACUAGAAAAACAUAGCGAAAGUAUGUUAGAGACAAUGAAACAAACGAUUAAACUGUUGAAGGAAAGAGUGAGACAGCUUGAAUUAGACAGCUCGGAGAUCAAGCAGCGUUUAACAGAACAGAAAUAGAGGACAAUCGUAUGAAGCUUACAACUGCACGCGACAUUUACAAGAACCAGCUUGAGUACAUAGAACAAAAGCAAGUACUUCAGAGGAAGCUAGUGGAGCGUUACCAGAAAUGUUAUGUGAAGACAUGGAUAUCUCCACUUAAAUGUCAAGAAGACGAGAUCACUAUACAUCAGGUAUAUGUAACACCAGAUCUGGUAGUGGAAGAAAAGUCAGUACCCGAAACAGAGUCGAAACCGUUAAGCUGUAAAACGGUAACGCAGUCCAAAUAUGCUAACCGAAAUCUGAAACAUAUCAGUCAAUACCGCGACAUUUUCCAAACAAAUUGUAUGAGGUGUAAAAAGAUAUAUAUCGUUGGAGACGUGGGAACAGGAAAAAGUUCUUUCAGCAAAAUGAUGAUACAUAACUGGUGUAAAUCUGUAAAAGAAGAUAACUGCGACACAAGAGCACAAAUUCCAACAGUCGACAGUCAUAACAGUCAGAAUGAAAGUAAUGAAGAAUAUUCAACAAUCGAUUCCAAAGAUAAUGCAGAAGACGAAAGAGAUAUCAAAGAAAUGGAAAUGUUUGAUUUUCUGUUUUUUGUACCUUUGCAGAGAAUGUCAGAAUUUAGUUCGGACAUACUUGAAAUGAUACGGGAGCUUUACAAAGAUAUUGUCUCAGAUGAAUUAAUAAAGAGAAUAUUUUGUGAAGAGUCGGAUCAUUGCUGUAUCAUAGCUGAUGGCUUAGACGAGUGGACAAUUCCAAAACAAUUUCCUCAUCCCAGGCAUAUCACCUAUGGCAUACCGAAUGGAGACAGGGUACAGAAUGCUACAAUUGUAACGCUUUCAAGACCCUCAGCAAAAGGAAUUUUAAAUUUGAAAUCAUCAGAAUGUGACAGGAAAAUCGUAUUACGGGGAGUAAGCAAGGAAUCACUAGGCAGAUUUACAAGAAAAUACAUGUCCAUACAAACUAGGAUAGGAUACAUUCCCUUAUCAGAAGAAGAAGAAGAAGAAGAAAGCUCUGCAAGUGAUUUCUUAGAGAAACUCUUAGAAACAAAGUUCCAUAAUCUGGAGAAAACACCUAUGCUUCUUCAACAACUAGUAUGGUUAUAUUGCAGAAGAAAAGAUAUUGGCACCUCGAUUAGUGAUAUAUAUAGUAACAUUGUGAACAUUAUGUUCGGUUGGUCGAAGAACAAAGAAGAUGAGGACUGUACUGACGACUCUGCGAAUGUUCCUAUAGAAUUAGAAGGAAUGGAACUUCCUGAGCUUUUGAAGAAUUUCCCUAGAUGUGAAACAAACCAACGAUUCAUUUUCAUCUUAAGUAAACUUUCGUUUGAAGCAUUAACAGACAGCACAUCUUCAUACACACUUGGCCGAUCGAAACUUCAGAAAUGUGGCCUGUCUCAAGCUGACAUAGCGUCUCUUAUUAAAUUUGGGAUCAUAGAGGAAUACAACAGCUUAGAUCCAACAUUCGAACAAACAUACUUUUCAUUCAUCCACUUAUCCUACCUUGAAUUCUUCGCCGCUGUUUACGUAUCAAUCCGCUACCAUGCCUUGCACAGUUCCUCCCAAGCAAAGAAACGAAAAAAAGAAAGAACACCCUUAGAAGAUAUUUUCUUGAAGUUACAUUCUACUGCCCAUAUUCUUGAGAUGUCAAACCUGUUUAUAAUGCUUUGUGGAUUAUCUCCGUUUCUUGUUGAAGAACUUUUCUGUUUGAUUUCAAAAACUGUGAGAACUGAUGAACGUUUGAUAAGUAACAGAGAAAAUCUGUUCGAAAGUGACAUAGAAGAACCCGAGUUGAUACAGAAGCUUUUGCAGGAUUGUUGUUUAGAGUGUUCGGAUUUCAAUACUGCAAUUUGUCUUUCCGAUAUCUUUAUAACUAGUAGCAAUUCGUAUCUUAUUCGUCAAAUUAAUCCCAAAGAAGUGUUAUCACUUUGUAUUGAGCAUUACUUCUUAUGGGAUGAUUAUACCGUCAACUGGAUUACACAGCUUCCACACUUACAGCUUGCUUGCAUUGAGAUCGAUAAUGUGGAGUGCGGGAAGUUUGAUAAAUUAUUGGAGGCACUUAAACAAGUUGUUUCAUUAAAGCAACUUUUUCUCUAUAACAGAUAUAACAGCACAAAUAUACAGCGUUUAAGUCGUGAUUUCUUGUUUAGAAUCUGAAGACUGUGAUGGCCAUCCAAUUGAUCUGUCCAAACAUGACCAGCUUGAGCGUAUUCAUUUUGAGUAUGUUACGUGUUUAGAAAUAUCUGGGCUCCCCCCAAAAAAUCUUCAACAUUUCUACAUCUCGAGCUGCUCCGGUGUCAGGAUUGAUCACAUGACAUUUGAAGUGUUAUCUUUGUAUCUAGAGAAAGCAGUUUCCUUACAACAUCUCAUAAUCGAUGACAUAGAAUGUGACGAAGAUUGUGAAGGUCAUACUAUUAAUCUGUCUCAACAUCGUCAUCUCAAGAUUAUAGGUCUCGCGUGUUUUUCAUGCAUAUUAGGUUCUGCGGAAAACACUAAAAAUCUUGAAACAUUUGUCAUGAUAGACAGCUCAUCUAACAUGAAACAUAAAAUGUGUGAGCAAUUAGCUUCGUCAUUAACACAAGCAAUAAAACUGAAAGUGCUUAGAUUGGAAAAUAUUGGAUGCACCACCCGUGAAUGUAAAGGUCACGAGAUAGAUCUGUCGAAACACGAUAAGCUACAAAAGGUGGUCUUAAUAGACUGCUGUUUUUCUGCUGUGAACAGCUUAAUCGUUGUAGAAACAGAAGGGAAAUGGGCUGGAAGUAUUUUUGAUGGAUGGUAACGGGCCUGGACGUCAGCGAUUUUAUAGUGCAUAUAAUAUAGCACAGUACUUUUAAUAUCGUCGGAGUCCUUAAAAUUGCGGAGUACCAUGAUUCGCGGCCAUUUUCUUUUCUUACUGGUCACGCAAAAUUUGCAUUCACGCACCGGAAAUUAGCAUUUACUACGAAUGUGACUCAACCGUGACGAUCUUUCUAAUGAUAAAAUGCGUUUUAAGAAGGCAAGUGCAUUAAAUAUUAACCUGUCAUGAAAAUCUUACCUUUUACGUUAUUCCCUAAAUAUAGCCACCAAAAGUAUGGUUGUUUGAAGUCCAAAUUUCUUUCGUCCGCUUUGUUUAUGUUUUAUCAAUGGAGGUUACGUGGCACAAGUUGUGAUGUAUAGCGGCUAUUAAAAUAGUGUUUUUCAUGUACCUAUAACCCUUAGCAUUUUUGUCCCUGCUUUUUCAAACUUUCUGAAUAAUCCUCAGCCUAUCAGAAGUAGAUACUCUAUCACAUUCCCAAAGUGGGCUCAAUGUAAUGGGAUGGUUAAAGAAAAACCCAUAUAAACACUGGAAUCGAUAAGAUUCAUUGCUCUGACGUAAGAGUAUGUUAAAGAAGGGAAUCUUUCCUAUGUCUUCACUGUGUAAGUCUGGAAGAAUAGAAACUAUUUUGUUAGAGAUUUGAAAUAUUAAUGUUUUAAUUUUUUUGUUACUGUAGUGAAACAUUUUAAAAGCAAAAAACAUUGAAAAUCAUGAAAAUCACAUGAAUGACUGUAUUUGACCUUUAAGGCACGUGAUUCAAGUCCCAGGAUGCUGUGAUGUCAUAUCUGCGGAAUCAAGGUUUACAGACGACUGACAUAAUUUUUUUGACAUGACUGUUUCGGACUAAUCCCUGCAGAUAACUAAAGCGAAUAAAAUUAAUUGGAAUAAUGCAUGUGGUGGAGGAUAAAUGUAUUUAAUCAGGUAUGUAAACAUUUUCAUAUGACAACUGUUAUUUAUUGAGUUUGCGAAUCAUGGUACGCCGAGGAUAUAGCACAAAAUAUGGCAAAGAUGUUCCCAUUUGUUGAGAAAGCACCGAAAUGAACAUGGAAUUACUUUAGGGUAUUCCAAAUCCUACAAGAGGAGACAAAUUCUAUCUGCCAUCGAACUUCCAUUAAAAGAAACUUAAAAAGUGGGUAACAGAAACGAGUUGAUGAAAAGGGGUUUCCCUUUUAAUUUCACCUUAUAAACACUUAUAAACAUUGUUUCUUAAAUAUAUUCAAAACGUACCACAUGUAUGCGAUAAACUGUCUUGCGUAUAUAUAACGGCCGCCAUUUUGGAAUUCCACAUGGCUGCCAUGAGUGCCAGUAUAAAUGUUCUUAUUACUUGGACUGUAAAAGAAACUUCUGUCAUCUAACUGCAUGACAGAGAUGAAAAGAAAAUGUUGGCUUAUAUAAAUGGCUGCCACAUAGAUGAAGAAAAACAUGUUAUCAAUUGAAUUCACUGUUACUUUGAUAUGACAUAUCAUAAAAAUGACAUUUCACAAAUCAUUGCAAAAAUUACAAAUACAAUUCACUUCAAUAUUCAAUAGUUUAUUUGGCAAAACAUAUACAAUGUUCAUCGACUCUGGCCAGUUAUUCUCAAAUGACAAGGCUUGUGGAGCUAUGGUGCAAUUUUCAAAGAAGCAUGCUAUUUUUAAAGGAUUUUGGUCAUUCCGAUGUACAUAUGAACAGACGGGAUUAACUAGGGCGAUCGAUCAUUUCAUUUGCAGUAGCCUGUUUUAACUUUGAAUUGCAAAAGUUUACAUCAACCAUUGCACAAAGCAAAGUAACUAUUUUCAUUGUUUGCAAUUACAAUAAGCCUAUAAGGAUCAUUUCUGCAACAU